GUCGCCGCCGCGGGUUUGCGGGACCGCUGCCGUCGGCGGUGGAGCAUGCGGGCGGCGUGGCUGUGAGUCCCCGGCCAUGGCUGAGAAAGUUUCGGCUGCUUCGGAGAGGUCGGGGGGCGUCAGCCACGUCGCCUCCUCUUGCUCUGGCUCCUCCUCCGGCUCGGAAACUCUCUCCGAGGAGGGGGACCUCGGCAGUGGCGACGGGGUGGCGGCGGCCACCGGCGGGGCGGCGGCGGCGGCGAGGCGGCUGCGGCAGGCGAGCCCCGGCGGGCGGGCGGAGGACGACGUCUCGCUGGAGGAGCGGGAUGAGGAGCUUGAUCACAUAUUGUCUCCCACACCUAUGCCUUUUCGAAAAACCAGCAGUCCUGAAGUCUUGUUUGGGCCUAGAAAAUCCUCUAAAUUUAAGAGGCAGCUGAGUGAAGAUGGGAGACAGCUCAGACGAGGAAGCCUUGGAGGAGCCCUGACUGGCAAGUAUCUGCUUCCCAAUGCAACUGGACAGCAGCUCUGGCAACCUGCAGAGACCUCUAAUCUUGUUCGCAUGCGCUACCAAGUACUUGGCCAGUCAGCACCUUCACUUACUGCUAGUUUGGAAGGGGCGCCUCAGAAGAGUCAUUUCAGCUCAACACGCCACCGUCAGAGACUAGUGGAACCUACAGCUACCAAAAAGGAGUUGAGCCUUCCAAGAAGAGGAAGUUUCUGUAGAACAAGCAACAGGAAGAAUUUGAUGGGCAAUGGCCAGUCUCCAGCUCUGCCUCGGCCUCAUUCACCGCUCUCAGCUCAUGCAGGAAACAGUCCUCAAGAUAGCCCUCGGAAUUUCUCUCCUAGUGCCUCAGCCCACUUUUCUUUUGCACGAAGGACUGAUGGUCGUCGCUGGUCUUUGGCGUCUCUCCCUUCUUCUGGCUAUGGUACAAAUACGCCCAGCUCAACUGUUUCUUCAUCCUGUUCAUCCCAAGAGAAGCUACACCAGUUACCAUACCAACCAACACCUGAUGAACUACACUUUUUGUCUAAACAUUUCUGUACCACUGAGAGUAUUGCCAGUGACAACAGGUGCAGGACCACUGCAAUGCGCCCUCGAUCCCGAAGUCUCAGCCCUGGACGUUCUCCUGCCUGCUGUGACAACGAAAUAAUUAUGAUGAACCACGUCUACAAAGAAAGGUUCCCAAAGGCCACAGCUCAGAUGGAAGAGAGGCUUCAGGACAUUAUAAAAAAUCACGCUCCAGAGAACGUCCUUCCCCUGGCAGAUGGAGUACUCAGUUUUACCCACCAUCAGAUCACAGAACUGGCUCGAGAUUGUUUGGAUAAAUCUCACCAGGGUCUCAUCACAUCACGAUACUUCCUUGAAUUACAGCAGAAAUUGGACAAAUUGCUGCAGGAGGCUCAAGAACGAUCGGAGAGUAGCGAAAUGGCAUUUAUUAAGCAACUUGUCCGAAAAAUCCUGAUAGUUAUUGCUCGUCCUGCUCGUUUACUGGAAUGCCUGGAAUUUGAUCCAGAAGAGUUUUACUAUCUUUUGGAAGCAGCUGAAGGCCAUGCUAAAGAGGGGCAAGGCAUUAAAACAGAUAUCCCUCGAUAUAUUAUUAGCCAACUGGGCUUAAAUAAAGAUCCUCUGGAAGAAAUAGCUCAGCUAGCUAACUGUGACAGUGGGACAGCAGAAACUCUGGAAGUGGAUGAAUCAGUAAAUAGCUCUAAUACUUCUCUGAAGCUGCAGAGGAAACCACGGGAAAGUGAUUUUGAAACAAUUAAACUGAUUAGUAAUGGAGCCUAUGGUGCGGUUUAUUUUGUGAGGCACAAAGAAACGAGACAAAGAUUUGCCAUGAAGAAAAUUAAUAAGCAAAAUCUCAUCCUCCGAAACCAGAUCCAACAGGCCUUUGUUGAACGUGAUAUCCUGACGUUUGCAGAAAAUCCGUUUGUUGUCAGCAUGUAUUGCUCCUUUGAAACAAGACGUCAUUUAUGCAUGGUCAUGGAAUACGUAGAAGGUGGAGACUGUGCUACUUUGUUGAAGAAUAUGGGUCCAUUACCUGUAGACAUGGCAAGAAUGUAUUUUGCAGAGACUGUUCUGGCCUUGGAAUACCUUCAUAAUUAUGGAAUUGUACACAGGGAUUUGAAGCCAGACAAUUUAUUGGUAACAUCCAUGGGCCAUAUAAAGCUGACAGAUUUUGGCCUGUCAAAGGUGGGCCUAAUGAGUUUGACCACCAAUCUGUAUGAGGGCCACAUUGAAAAGGACGCCAGAGAAUUCCUUGACAAACAAGUCUGUGGUACGCCUGAAUACAUAGCUCCUGAAGUGAUAUUGAGACAGGGCUAUGGAAAACCAGUUGACUGGUGGGCUAUGGGAAUUAUCCUUUAUGAAUUUCUUGUUGGAUGUGUUCCAUUCUUUGGAGAUACACCAGAAGAGCUGUUUGGACAAGUAAUCAGUGAUGAAAUCAAUUGGCCUGAAAAAGAUGAAGCACCACCUCCGGAUGCCCAGGAUCUGAUUACCCUACUGCUGAGACAGAAUCCUUUGGAAAGACUAGGAACAGGUGGUGCUUAUGAAGUAAAGCAACAUCAGUUCUUCAGGAGCCUUGACUGGAACAGUCUGCUGAGGCAGAAAGCAGAAUUUAUUCCACAAUUGGAGUCUGAAGAUGACACAAGCUAUUUUGACACUCGUUCUGAGAAGUACCACCAUAUGGAAACUGAGGAAGAAGAUGAUACCAAUGAUGAAGACUUUAGUUUGGAGAUAAGACAAUUUUCGUCAUGUUCACACAGAUUUUCAAAAGUUUUCAGUAGCAUAGAUCGAGUGACUCAAAUGCAAGGUGAAGAAAAGGAAGAUUCAGGUGACAAACCGAAAAGUGUAACAUUACCUGUGGAAUCUCUAAGCUGGAGUUCAGAAUAUUCUGAAAUACAACAGAUAUCUACAUCCAUCUCCACUGACACUGAGAAUGGCAGACAGCAACACAGUUCUGGUUUGCUUCCGAAGUUGGCCAUAUCAGCUGAAGUAGAGCAGGAUGAUUCUACCAGCUUAGUGGGACCCCGGGAGGAACGGGAAAAACCUGUGUUGGUAAGCGAGGAAGUAGCGCAAGACGAACCUGAAGUAACCACCCCAGCAAGUACGAUCAGCAGCUCCACACUAUCAGUUAGCAGUUUUUCUGAGCACUUAGAUCAGAUGAAUGGAAGAAGUGAGAAUGUGGACAGUACCGAUAACUUCUCAAAGCCCCCCAGUGAAGCUACAUCUCACAUGGCUCGUCAGCGAUUAGAAAGCACAGAGAAGAAGAUCUCUGGAAAAGUCACGAAGUCUCUUUCUGCAAGUGCUUUGUCCCUCAUGAUCCCAGGAGAUGUAUUUGGUGUUUCUCCUUUGGGAAGUCCAAUGUCUCCUCACUCGUUAUCAUCUGAUCCUUCAUCCUCCCGAGAUUCAUCUCCCAGCCGUGAUUCAUCCAUUGCUGCUGCAAGUCCUCAUCAGCCAAUAGUAAUUCACAGUUCUGGAAAAAAAUUUGGCUUCACCAUCCGAGCAAUCAGGGUGUAUGUGGGUGACAGUGAUAUCUACACUGUGCACCAUAUUGUCUGGAAUGUGGAAGAAGGAGGUGCAGCUUACCAAGCGGGUUUGAAAGCUGGAGACUUGAUUACUCAUAUCAACGGAGAGCCAGUGCAUGGUCUUGUUCAUACAGAAGUCAUUGAGUUGUUGUUAAAGGUUCCUCUUCCGUUUUGGCAGAGUGGUAACAAAGUCUCAGUAACGACAACCCCUUUUGAAAACACUUCCAUCAAGACAGGACCUGCCAGGCAAAACAGCUACAGGAGCCGAAUGGUCAGGCGCAGUAAAAAAACAAAGAAGAAAGAGAGUUUGGAGAGGAGAAGAUGUCUAUUUAAAAAGCUGGCCAAGCAACCUUCUCCUCUUCUUCACACAAGCAGAAGUUUCUCCUGCCUGAACCGUUCACUUUCAUCAGGGGAGAGCUUGCCUGGUUCUCCAACCCACAGCUUGUCUCCUAGAUCACCUACCCCAAGCUACCGCUCCACUCCUGAUUUUCCAUCUGGUACUAACUCUUCCCAGAGUAGCUCCCCUAGUUCAAGUGCUCCCAAUUCUCCUGCUGGUUCAGGACACAUAAGACCCAGCACUCUUCAUGGAUUGGGUCCAAAGCUUGGUGGACAAAGAUACAGAUCAGGAAGACGCAAAUCAGCUGGCAGCAUUCCUCUGUCUCCUCUGGCACGUACACCCUCUCCAACACCCCAGCCGACGUCCCCUCAGCGAUCUCCAUCACCAUUGCUAGGACAUUCAAUUGGAAGUACAAAAUUAUCUCAAUCUUUUCCUAGCAAAAUGCACUCCCCUCCAACUAUUGUAAGGCAUAUUGUUAGGCCAAAGAGUGCAGAGCCACCGAGAUCUCCACUGUUAAAGAGAGUCCAAUCUGAAGAGAAGCUUGCACCCUCCUAUGGCAGUGAUAAGAAACACUUAUGUUCACGAAAACACAGCCUGGAAGUGACACAGGAAGAAGUGAAUAGAGAAUUGUCCCAAAGGGAAGUAACUCUUCAGAGCCUGGAGGAGAAUGUAUGUGAUGUGCCGUCGCUCACACGAGUCAGGCCUGCAGAGCAGGGCUGCUUGAAACGACCCAUCUCAAGAAAGUUAGGUAGGCAAGAAUCCAUUGAUGAACUAGACAGAGAGAAGCUGAAGGUCAAGAUUGUCAUGAAAAAGCAGGAUUUUGCUGAAAAAGCAAAUGGGACUCUGCAUGAACCUAGCAGUGAACCAGAAAAUCCCAAUGCCUUAAGACUGGAAGAAAGAGACAAAAAAGCAUUCCAGAAGGUAUUAGAAAGAUCAAAUCAGUUUGAAACAAAAAUUGUUGCUUUGGAAACCCAGUCAGCUGGUGGCAUACUCAAAGACACCCUUCAAAAGAAUGCAAACUUGAGAUCAAAUGAUGGUGUUGCUUUAGAUGCACAGAUGAUGUGUCAGGGGCCUCCGCCUAAUGAACUCAGUCCUAUUUCUUGUGACUUCAAAAGAAUUUCACCUCCAUGUACACCGCAAGAUGUGCUACCUCAAUCCUCUGACAGGAUGUUAAAUGGAAAGGGAGAAAACACAGAUAAAAAUGUACCAACAAAAGAAUUUGUCAAAUUUGAAAGAUUAGAUGGUAAACUUGCAAACAUUGAUUAUCUCAGAAAGAAAAUGUGCAUUGAAGAAAAAGAUGACAGUGUCUGUCCAGUGCUAAAACCCAAACUGCCAUCAAAUGUUCUUGAAAGUCUUCAGCUGAACACAGGCAGAUCCAUAAGCAUACAGCAGGACUCCGUGGCAGGUGCUGACGGGAGAGCGUUUAUUGGCAAUGCACAUUCUGCUCAGAUUAACUCAGCUUCUUUUGUUCCCCUCAAGGCCUUGAAUGGCCGAGCAGACAUAAGUGUGGAAAAAUCAGGCCUUAUUUCCCCUGACACUCCUGUCAGAAAGAGUCCAUCAGAAUAUAAACUUGAUGGGCGGUCUGUUUCCUGUUUGAAGCCUAUAGAAGGCACACUAGACAUUGCCUUACUUUCUGGACCACAGGUUUCGAAGGCUGAACUGCCUGUGUGUGUGCUGCUGGAAGGACAGGGCACCAUCAGUGACAGCAGAUCUCCUAAGCCUAUAGCACCACAAGUGAGUGGUGGGAAGGCAGAACUACCCUGUCAGAAAGAGCCGUUGCUAAGCUGUUCAAAACCUGGCAAAGUCAACGUGUCAGAGCCUCAGGUUCUUCAAACAAGCAAGAGUUCUUCAAACCCUCCGGCCAUCUCUGUGGCUGCAGAAGCAAUGACAGAUAAAAAGGUUUCUAGUCUAGCUAUUAAAGGCAGUGUUUCUGUAAUCGAAGCUAUUCAAAAGAAAGACACUUUGCCUUCAAGACAGAAGGAUAAUUCAGUGGAGGCCAAGUCAUGUGUUAUUAACAGUCAGAGCAUUAAGACUACUCUAACAGACUCCAGUCUUUCUGCUGUCCAAAGCACUUCUGAAAAGGCUAUCAGGAAAGAGAAACAGAUACAAAAGGAGUUGCCUGCCAAACAGCCAGUAGCCCAGAGAAGUUGUGAGCCCAUCACUGCAAAGGUGGAGGUGAUCAGGGAGUCAUCUCUGAAGGUAUCCAUCUCGGAUGUCCUAAUAACGACCUACUCCAAAAGCAGUGAAAAAAAUUGCACUGAUUUUGCUAUUCCACCUCAGAUGCAAGGCACAAUGCAGGCAGCUGUCCCCAAGGCACAACCUAAGGACGUUGGAGAGUCACUGAAACUGGUAGGCAAAGAUGACAGUAGUGUUGCUAGUAGUUUUGUGGAACAGGACAUAACCAAGCAGAAAGUUCUCAGUGACUCUAAGAAAGUAAUCGUAGAGUCAAAGAGCGAAGCUCUUCCAUCAAAACGGCCCACACAACCCUCAAUAGAUUGUGAUCCUAAAAAUGGGAAGUCUGCACCAGUUUCAUCUGUGCAGAAAGGCAGUGUAAAAGAUUUUGUAAAGAAAGACCAGAAGCAGCUCAGUUAUGUAAGGCUUCAGACUGCUGAGAGAGAACAAUCCAUCCAAGUUCCUUGGCAGCAACUUAGCACUUCAGGCUCCCCUGCUGUGAGAGAAACGGGUAGCAGAAGCUGUGCUGUAGAUGUUCAUGGAGGUGUUCAAGAGCACGUGAAGCCUGCUGCCACCUGUGUGGAAAACAGCAGUAAUAAACACAGGCCAGCCUCUGAUACAAGUUCCUCUAAGUCUAAGCACUUGGAUAAACAGACACUGUCACAAAAACCAUGCACUCCGACCACAAAAGAAAAUGAAACUAUUGUUCAGGUGUCUGCCAGCUCCCGGAAAGAUGGGAAACAUGCUAGCAAAAAUGUACUAGAUCUGCUUUCUUCUGUUUCAGGCCCUUUGAGAAAAACAAACAAUGAACAUGUGCCAGCUGAAAAGCUUGUGAGUUUGGGGCAUGGCUCAGUAGCCACCCUCCAAAUGAGCAUCACUCCUGACACCAAACCCAAAUCUUCUGCUGUCAGCCUGGUACCAGCAGGCCCAGAGAGUUCUAAGCAGGUGCAGAGGCAAGAGCCAGCAUGCUUGGGGGAACCCGCUAAUCAAAAGCAGCUUCACCUCGGUGAAAAACAAACCAUAUCUCCUAAGUUUUCCACUGUGAAAGACUGUCUCCUGCUGAGCAAACAGGCAGACAGAAGUCCUGGUAACGAGACAAUCUUUGCAGACAGAAGACCCGAGGGAAAAAUAUGCACUGACGCACUUUAUGUUCAGCUUGACAGUGAGAAAGUAGAGCCUACCAUUUGCCUUGCUGCAAACUGUGAUGCCAGGGGGAAGGGAGCAGAAAAAGUGAGUGCAAGUAGCAAAGGCUCUCAAGAUUCAAAAGCGAAGGGACAAGUUAAUCAAAAACAGCCAGAGGAGGCAAACAAACAGAUUAUUGCAAUAAAGCAUUUGUCGGCUGCCAGCGGACAGAGUUCAUGUCGUGCAGCUGCAGCACCAGGAAAGCCACUGACCUACUCAGCCAGUUUCUCUGAAUGUAGACAAGAAGCAUCUGUUUUGUCCUCAGUGAAGAGUGAUGCAGCUUCAGCAAAGGUUAAAGCAGGCUCAUCUGAGCUUCCUGCAACCUGCAAGGAACUAAAUAAGAAAAACACCUCUUCUGCAGGAAGCAGUAAGCCAGAAAUGACCAAAAGUGUUUCCCUGAUGACUUUGCACAGUGCUGCAGUUGUAGUAGAAGCCCACCACCCUGCUUCAAACACUGGGGGGAAACCUGGAAAUCAAGAAAAGUCUUUCUUUGCUAACACUGUGGAUGUAAAGGGAAAAGAUGCCCUUCAGGCUCAGCAGCCUGCUUCAAGAAAACAGAACGCAGGUAAAGAUUUAUCCAGAUUGGCAACCACACCUGACCGCCCUAACGCACUUUCUGAUGACAAAGACUCAGCUCAUCAGCAGCGUGGAAAGGAAGCUCCACAGAGCUACCCUCCCAAGAAAUCCUGUUAACUCUGAGACUUGUCAGGUGUCAAUUCAAGACUAGCUCAAGUAUAUUAGACUGCCUUUAAACCAGCACUGUCGUGUCUUUGUGCGGCAAACCUUUCAUGUCACUGAAGAGAGAGAAUAAGGGGAUAUAUUAAGAAAGGACUUUUUGUUUUUUCAAAAUGCCUUCCCAAUUGUAACCGGUAAAACUGUUACCAUAUAGUAUUUGUACAAAAAUACCUUUACAGCUGAGAGCUGGUGAAGAAAAAGUUUCCUCUGUAAAUACUUAGCAACGUGUUUGGGGUUUGAAUGUAGCAUAUAUACUUUGCUGCUGAUUGCGUUGUUUACUCUUCCCUUUUUUAAGAUAGUCGCUUUGCCACUUAUUUGCCAUACUCCAAUACAAAACCAAGUUAUUAAAGUUCAGACCUGGCAUAGACGUGCACAAGCAUUGGUCUGACUGGAAAACAAAAGCAGGCCACAUUUUUACUUACUAAAAAUCCCAGCUAGAGGUUCAAAAAAAUACUAGUACAGCAUAAAUAGUGACUCAUGAGUUUUUACAUGUAUUUUUAAUAAUCCAGUUUUGAUAGUACUGUACUAGGCUGACUGCUUCACCAGAUCUAACAGGACUUAAGUGCAUCUCCCUGCCACACAAAGCUUGUCUCUUGGAGUCAGUGUUGUUAGGAAGAUUGCUACAGGAAGAUUGCUUGGUUGUCAGGGUGUCCCAGCAAGAGUCAUGUUCUCUGGUGAAAUGGUGUUUCUCAUCUUGUCUACUGGAAGCGGAUUCUGUGUCUUUCACCUCAGACAAGCCAGAGACUCUGAGGCGUGCACACUGUGUGCUUAGUUUUUGCUGCAAUCCUCUCAUGAGUUUCUUGAGCUUUUUUAAAUUCAGGCCCUUACAGUGUGAGGCACAAGUAUAAGCACAUGACUUGCAGUACUAGUACUUUCAUCCCUGUUUUUCAGUCCAUUUCUGUAGUAGGUAUUACUGUGGCAUAUAGAUCUGCAUAGUUAGCUUCAUACAGCCGUAGCUGUUGGGAUUUUUUUCUAUUUUAUGACAAGGUAAAAAGGAAAAAAAAAAAAGCAGUUUCGGUAUCCUGUCUUCAAAAACAGUUCAGGACAUCUUGAUACAUUUUAAUACAUAGCUGGGGCCUUAUGUUGUAGACUUGCUGUUUUUAGCAAGUAGUUCCAGGUUUCACAUUCGUUUCUAAAUGCAUCGAGUAGCUCCAUACAUUUCAUAACAUAAUCUUUUUUUUUUUUGUAUGCAAAAAAAAUUAAAUACUGUAGUUAUAAAAGAAGCAUUUUGUAACAAAGGAACCUGUUGGAGCUAUUUGGUGCUAGAAUGUGACUGUCUUUUUGCUUUUGCUAAGCCUUAUUUUAUAUACUGUGGUACAUCUAGACUUCAGUCAUUUUGGUGUGGAGGUAUUUAGAUUGGUUUGAAGGAUGAAAGGAAAAAUUUGAAAAGUAUACAGAAGCACUACAAAAUACCUUUGCAGGUGUGUGUGUUUCAACAAUGGGGAUCAACAGAAUGGUGGCUUUGCUUUUUUCUGUUAUAUGUACCUACAUUAGAGCUAGGCCCCUACUUGUUUCAUCAGGGCUUACAGAUUGUCUUUCCGUGUCAAAAGCUAGAAAAUUGUUCAUAAAUGCAUAGGGUAAUCUCCACUUGGAGGUUUGUAUGACAGCUGACAGUGUGCAGAAUUCACUUCCCUCUGCUGAAAACUUCUUUGUACUUAUUAGUUGAGUUGGAUUACAGCGAACCUGUCAUGGAAAGAUAAUAUCACAAACAAGUCCUGAUUUUUUUUGUGUGGCACUAGAACAUUCAUACUGCCUUCAGUGCAUUCACAGAGGAGCCAGUGAGCAACAGAUAAUAGUUUUUUUCAGCAGUUUUAAAGGUAAAAUGGUCUUGACAUUUAGAAUUCAUCUGUGCUUUGGCAGUUAUUACCAAUCAACGCUGAUGCACUUCAAAAUAACAUUUCUGUCGGGGAGGUAUUUCCUAGUUUACAGUCUCUUCUGCAUUUUUUCAACUGUCAUUUCCUUUGAAGCACAUCUAGCUAUUUGUUUACGGUAUACCUUUAUGUAUAUUUUGGAUAUCUCAUUAUCACUUCUGACAAGUAAGUUCUUUGCAUUUUGGAAGUGUAACAGUGCUUAAGCUUGUGUUUAUGUAGAAUAUGUUUGUUGGUGUUUACCUUAUCGGUGAGCUGUUAAGAGAUCCUCCUGGCUGUGUUCGACUUGGUCAGUCUUCACGUGAUUGUAGAUCUGAUGUGUUAUUUUGUAGACUUCCUGCUAUAGAUUCCUCGGCUUACCAACAAAAAAAAAAAAAAAAAGAGAAAAAAAAAUUGUUAGGGUCUGUGCAAUAAAGUGUUUGCAGUCUUAUUUUCUCUAAGGAACUCCUU
Molecule: messenger RNA, 10248 nt
Organism: Colius striatus (speckled mousebird)
Lineage: Eukaryota; Metazoa; Chordata; Aves; Coliiformes; Coliidae
Gene: MAST4
Product: microtubule associated serine/threonine kinase family member 4
Exons: 30
Coding region: 77-7888 (2603 amino acids)
Biological process (GO): intracellular signal transduction; peptidyl-serine phosphorylation
Molecular function (GO): protein serine/threonine kinase activity; magnesium ion binding; ATP binding
Source: RefSeq, a predicted model, not a curated record